Molecule: messenger RNA, 820 nt
Organism: Drosophila yakuba
Lineage: Eukaryota; Metazoa; Arthropoda; Insecta; Diptera; Drosophilidae
Exons: 1
Coding region: 81-779 (232 amino acids)
Source: RefSeq, a predicted model, not a curated record
UAGCAAACUUAGCACUUAGUUUCGGAACUUGGUUAGCCAAAAUUUGUGGAUUUGGGGGGAAAAAGGUAGGGGGUAGAUCAAUGGAUGAUUCUGUGCAAGAGGAGUAUGCUCGUGAUUCGCGUUACGAUCGCCAGCGCGAAUUGGCCAAACGGCGACUUCUUUUCUGGGCAGGACGUUUACAAAUGAUGCCCCACGAGGUGGAAGGGAUGUCUGAUGAGGAGCUCAACCUUAGGUUUGAAAACAUAAAGAGGGAGGAAGCUGCGUUUGAACAGCGAAAAAUUGACUUUGAGCGCUGGGAAAAACUCAACCAGUUAAGAUACCUCAUGUACGAAGAGCAGAGAAAGUACAACGAGCGUUAUGGACGUCCAUCUGGUGGUGGUGCGUCCAUCUGGCGCAUCCUGGCAAUGGCCCAGCAUGAUCUCGAGGAGAAACUCCAAAUAAAUCACCUGCGAGGGAGUUGCCAGCGUUUUCCCUCACCCAUGUCUUUAAUGGAGGAGGAACGAACUAGUGGGGGAAGGCAGAGAUUGCUGGAACCAGUGAGAUCUAGCCUAUGUGGCUGUAUUUCAGAUUCAGAUGGUGAUCUCUUUACUCGCAACCCAGAAAGAUAUAAACAAACCCACAAGGAACCCCUUAAAAAUCGCUUUUUACCCCUUUUCAACGAAUAUUGCAAUCCUCAAGCCAAAAGUAAAGAUUCCUGUACAUGUGAUGGGGAACCAUCAAGUCUGGGCUUUUGUCCUCUCUGCAACAAGGAACACCUGCGCUUGCCACCUCCUUUCUGAUCAGGCAAAUAAAUCAAAAGGCCAGACCUGUAAUAAACCCA